Messenger RNA from Triticum aestivum (bread wheat), 958 nucleotides. Its product is annotated as pectinesterase inhibitor 8-like. Lineage: Eukaryota; Viridiplantae; Streptophyta; Magnoliopsida; Poales; Poaceae. Bases 16 to 624 code for a protein of 202 amino acids. The record is from RefSeq and is a predicted model, not a curated record. Gene Ontology annotation, molecular function: enzyme inhibitor activity. The transcript has a single exon.
CUAUAUAAAACCCACAUGCGCUUCGCUUCCGAUUUUCACACUGGUAAGGAUUUCGGAGUGGAUCUUCGAAGAGUACAGAUGAUCAAGCCGCUCACCUCCUCGCCCUUGGCCGCGGCCGCGGCCGUGCUCGUCGUCGUGUCGGCGUGGGGCGCGGACGCGACGAUCGAGACCACGUGCAGGGACGCAGGGGCGGGCGACCGGCGCGUGGACGUCGCGUUCUGCGUGCGCCAGUUCUUGGCGUACGAGGGCGCGGCGGAGGCGGAUACGUGGGGCCUGGCAAAGACGGCCGUGCUCAUCGGCAUCAACCUCGCCGACGACGCCAUCUUCGACCUCACCCACGGGAAGAUCCUCCCAGAGCCCAAGGACAAGAAGGCCGAGGCGGCCAUGGACGCGUGCGUGAAGGCGUACGACAAGGUGGGCCUGGCCUUCGCGGAGGCCUCCGACGAGCUCAGAGCGCGCCGGUACGCGGCGGCCAAGGAGGAGAUGGCGAGCGUCGCGCCGCUCCUGCAGCGGUGCGACGGCGGGCUCGUCAAGGUCGGGCUCCCGUCGCCGCUGCCCAGGUACAGCGCCGACUGCCUGCAGACGACCAUCAUUGGCAUCGCCAUAACAAACCUCGUCAAGUGAUGCAUGCAUGCGUCGAACACCUGUGGUUCUUCGCGUGUGAGAAGGCUCCAGUGCUGUAUAGUCUAGAACUCUUUCUCUAUUCUCCUCUCCCGGACUGUCUUUUUUUCCACUGAAAACCUAAUAAAAAGGCGCAAUUCGUGUGCUUGGUUAGAGCCUUAGACUGCCAAUUUUGCACUCGUAAACUGAUUGUUUUCGAAAUCAUCGUAGAUCUUAAACUGCUUUAUACAGCUUUGAGGGUCACCCGAGAUACGAGUCUGUUGGAAGUUUAGUGUUCAAACCGAGCAGAAAGUAGAAAAUGGCAAGAAACAUGUUUUGAUGAUGUACAGUAGUUUAG